This is a messenger RNA of Caenorhabditis remanei, 1638 nucleotides long. RefSeq lists its product as uncharacterized. Bases 1 to 1638 code for a protein of 545 amino acids. The transcript is spliced from 6 exons. Gene Ontology annotation, molecular function: asparagine-tRNA ligase activity; nucleic acid binding; ATP binding. Gene Ontology annotation, cellular component: cytoplasm. Gene Ontology annotation, biological process: asparaginyl-tRNA aminoacylation. Lineage: Eukaryota; Metazoa; Nematoda; Chromadorea; Rhabditida; Rhabditidae. The record is from RefSeq and is a predicted model, not a curated record.
AUGCCAACGCUUUACAUCGACGUCGACGCUGGCUCCGACCAGAACCCAGGAACCGAGCAAGAGCCGCUCGCCACGCUGGUGCAGGCGAUGCUAAUCUCUCAAAACUCGGCCGAGUACCUAAUGAAGAAGAAAAGUGACGAAGGAGUCGCCUGGGAGCCCGCCGCAAAAGCCGCCAUCAAAAAAGCGGUGAAAAAGUACGAAGCGGAGGUGAAAAAGGCGGAGAAAGCUGGAAAUCAGGAGCAAGCAGCGGCGGAAGCUCACGCCGCUCAACUGGAAGCCGCGAGAGCCAUCACUUUCACUCGAGAUGAGACACUUCCAGAGGCGAAAUGCAUCAAAAUUGGAGAAUCUGUGAAGCAUCGAGAGCAGAGAGUCACCAUCAAGGCGUGGGUGCAUCGUAUCCGUCGACAGGGAAAAUCAUUGAUGUUCCUAGUUUUGAGAGAUGGAUAUGGAUUCAUUCAGUGUGUGCUCAACGAUAAAUUGUGUCAAAGCUACGACGCCGUCACCCUCUCCACCGAAUCAUCCAUCCAAGUUUACGGAGUGAUCAAAGCUCUUCCAGACGGAAAAGACGCGCCAGACGGUCACGAGCUCACAGUUGACUACUGGGAGCUCAUCGGAGCCGCGCCAGCCGGUGGAAUCGACAAUGUGCUCAACAAAGACGCCGGAGUCGACGUGAUGCUCGACAACCGUCAUCUUGUAAUCCGCGGAGAGAACGCUUCGAGAAUUCUGAGAAUCCGUGCGGCGGCGACUCGUGCCAUGCGAGAUCAUUUCUUCGCUGCGGGAUACACUGAGGUGACUCCGCCCACUUUGGUACAAACUCAAGUGGAGGGCGGAUCCACGUUGUUCGGGUUGGAUUACUACGGAGAGCCCGCCUACUUGACGCAAUCGUCGCAAUUGUAUUUGGAGACAUGCAACGCUGCAUUGGGAGACGUCUACUGUAUUGCUCAGUCUUAUAGAGCUGAGAAAUCGCGUACUCGUCGUCAUUUGUCAGAAUAUCAACAUGUUGAGGCGGAGUGUGCUUUCAUUACAUUCGAUCAGUUGAUGGAUCGAAUCGAAUCGCUCGUUUGUGAUACUGUAGAUCGGCUUCUUGCUGAUCCUGUCACCAAGGGAUUGAUCGAGUUCGUCAACCCGGGCUACAAACCACCAUCCCGCCCAUUCAAGCGUAUGGCCUACAAAGAGGCGAUCGCUUGGCUUCAGGAGAACGACGUCCGCAACGAGCACGGAGAGAAAUUCGUGUAUGGAGAGGAUAUUGCCGAGGCUGCCGAGAGAAAGAUGACCGAUACGAUUGGAGUGCCAAUUCUCCUCAACCGCUUCCCUGCCGGAAUCAAGGCAUUCUACAUGCCACGUUGUGCCGACGACAAAGAAUUGACAGAAUCCGUGGAUCUUCUGAUGCCAGGAGUCGGCGAGAUCGUCGGUGGAUCGAUGCGUAUCUGGCAGGAAUCGGAGAUGCUCGCCGCGUUCGAACGAGCCGGAAUCGAUCCGAAGAACUAUUUCUGGUAUAUGGAUCAACGAAAGUACGGAAGUGUUCCACACGGAGGAUACGGUCUCGGAUUGGAGAGAUUCAUCUGUUGGUUGACGGAUACUCAUCACAUUCGUGACGUCUGCUUGUAUCCGAGAUUUGUUGGCCGAUGCGCUCCAUAG